UCUGUAUAGUUACAAAUAUCGUACAGAACCAUUCGGCUGAACAACAGGUGUAGCCAUGGAGAGAUUAGCGUCUGCUAUUGUGUUCGUUUGUUUAAUAUCACCCUGUUCAUUUCUAGUAUUGGAUGGCGCUAAUUUACAAGUCCUCAACAAUAAUGUAAGAACGGCCCUUUUACGGAAAAUAUCAGAUGCUUUCGAAUCUGCGAAUACCCAGAUGAGUUCUACAACUUCACUAACACAGGGAUGUCAAUCGCAGCUUUCUGGAAUAUUUGAUGCAUGUGCAGCCUGCGUCAACGAUGCAUGCGAUCAAAAUUUUCAACACUGUCACGAGAGAAGACCUGUAACCAUUUGUGAUGUUACCGGUGCAAAUAACAAGGUAUGUCGGGGAAUCAUGAACAGUGAAAAUCUUGUGCUGGAUGCGAUGUGGGACAUUGACGGUAAGAUGCGUAAGGUGAUGCGCAGAAUGGUGCAAGACCAAGAAGCCAAUGUCGUAACAUUCCUCACGACCAUCAAAUCCUUUACGGACAGAACACUUACAUCUGCAGAAUCUAUACCUAUUCGAAAAUCCUUGACAACGCUUAUAACAUAUUACGAAACAGUAAAAGCUUCUGUUGAUGGAGGCAUACAUCAUAAUACUGCACUGCAGAACAGUAUGAGCAGCAUGAGUAAGGUGAUGAAGGAAGGAAUGGCCUCUGUAGGCGUCCAGAUGAGCACAAGAACCGGCAACUUUAUGACGGAGUUGGCAUUUAAUCUCGCCCGGAUGCUAGCUACAAACAACCCGAGUUUUGGAAGACGUAAAAGGCAAGCCGUAAGCUGUUCAAAAAUACAGAGUUUUCCUGCUCAUUGUUUUGCGGCAUAUGCGACACAAUGCUCGUGCACUGGACAGUCGGCUUCAGUGAUAUCGGAAGUUUGUAGUGCGAAUCUUCAGAAGUCCAUAGCAGGUAUUGCAAAACCCAUCCAAGCAGCAAACGAAAUAUUUGAUAAAGUUUGCAUUCAACGAAAUUUCAUUGAAAAGGUUACCUACGGUAAUAAUGGUGUGAACAGGCAGAACCUUGGAUACAGUAACGUAAAGUACAACGCCGUUAUUCGUGGCGUUUCUUUUGAAUUUACUCCAAAGUAUCGACUUCAGAUCAUGGAUCUUCAACAGACCGCAUCGAAAAUGGCUACAGAUAUUUGGAAUGAAUGGGUGAGACGGACCCACCUGAUGUAACACUGUUACAAUGGGAUUGUAAAAUCUAUGUAGUAAAUCAUUAUACUACUG
Mizuhopecten yessoensis (Yesso scallop) is the source of this 1258-nucleotide messenger RNA. RefSeq lists its product as uncharacterized. The transcript has 6 exons. The coding region runs from base 56 to 1207 and encodes 383 amino acids. The record is from RefSeq and is a predicted model, not a curated record. Lineage: Eukaryota; Metazoa; Mollusca; Bivalvia; Pectinida; Pectinidae.